This is a messenger RNA of Brassica oleracea var. oleracea, 1117 nucleotides long. RefSeq names its product cytosolic sulfotransferase 1-like. Bases 4 to 984 code for a protein of 326 amino acids. Gene Ontology annotation, biological process: sulfation. Gene Ontology annotation, cellular component: cytoplasm. The transcript has a single exon. Lineage: Eukaryota; Viridiplantae; Streptophyta; Magnoliopsida; Brassicales; Brassicaceae. The record is from RefSeq and is a predicted model, not a curated record. Gene Ontology annotation, molecular function: sulfotransferase activity.
AAAAUGAAUGAGAAGGAGCUUCCCCCGCACAUGAGGGAAGACAACUUAAGCGAAGAAACCAAGACUCUAAUCUCUUCACUUCCUUGGAACAAAGAUUUUAUAGGGAACCUCUACAACUACAGAGGAUGUUGGUACUACCCCAACACUCUCCAAGGUGUCCUGAAUUUCGAGAAAGGCUUCAAGCCUCAAGAAACCGAUAUAAUCCUCGCUUCUUUCCCUAAAUCAGGCACCACUUGGCUAAAAGCUCUCACCAUCGCUCUCUUUGAGAGAUUGAAGAACAGUAGUUCUUCUGAUGAUGAUGAUCUUCACCCUCUUCAGUCCGAUAAUCCUCAUGGCAUAGUACCCUUCUUUGAGUUCAAUCUGUAUCUCAAAAGCUCAACACCUGACCUGACCAAGUUCUCAUCUCCGAGGGUGUUCUCGACUCACAUGCCAUUCCACACGCUUCGGUUACCCCUCAAGGACUCUCCUUGCAAGAUCGUGUACGUGUGCAGGAACGUGAAGGACGUGUUGGUAUCGCUAUGGCAUUUCAGGUGCGCUCAUCUUGAAAAAGAAGUAGACAUGGAGUCUUUGUUUGAGUCGUUAUGCGAGGGAGUUGGCUCUUUUGGACCGUUUUGGGAACAUGUAUUGAGCUAUUGGAGGGAUAGCUUGGAAGAUCCUCAACAUGUUCUGUUCAUGAGGUACGAGGAAAUGAAGUCAGCGCCCUCUGCUCAGGUUAAGAGACUUGCGGAGUUUUUGGGUUGUCCAUUCACUGAGGAAGAAGCAGAACACGGUUCUGUGGACAAGAUCGUGGAGCUUUGUUCUCUGCGUAAUCUAAGCGGUAUGGAGGUCAAUAAUUCAGGAAAAACUUUCAACAAUGUGCCUUACUUUACUUUUUUCCGCAAAGGAGAAGUGGGUGACUUCAAGAACCAUCUGACUCAUGAGAUGGAAAACAAGAUCGACAUGAUCAUCGAGGAAAAAUACAAAGGCUCCGGUUUGAAAUUUUGAGUGUUGUUUGUGCUUUCCUUAAAUGAAUUCUCAUGAGUGAUGGGUGAUUUGUGCUUUCCUUUAAUGAAUAUGCACUCAUGUCAAUUUGUACUUUCCUUUAAUGCAUAUAUGAACUAAUGAUAACAGGAAAUUC